Messenger RNA from Camellia sinensis, 444 nucleotides. The record is from RefSeq and is a predicted model, not a curated record. Lineage: Eukaryota; Viridiplantae; Streptophyta; Magnoliopsida; Ericales; Theaceae.
AUGGGUGAUACAAAUCUAAUAGGACCUGAACUUGUUCUAGAGACUACUGAGAAGGUCAAAUUGAUCCGACAACAGUUAAAGACUGCCCAAGACCGUCAAAGAAAUUAUGUAGACAGGAAGAGAAGACCAUUGAUGUUUGAAGUAGGCAGCCAUGUGUUCUUAAAGUUAGCAGGGAUACACAACGUCUUCUAUGUAUCUAUGUUGAGAAAAUACAUCGCUGACCCAUCACACAUCCUCAAGUGGAAAGAAAUCAGUCUUGACAAAGAUGUUACAUUUAAAGAAGGACCGGUAGCAAUACAAGACAGUCGAGAGAAGAACCUUAGAGGCAAGACGGUUCACUUGGUGAAAGUGCUAUGGUGUCAUCGGGGAAUUGAGGAGUCUACUUGGGAACGCCAGGAUUGGGUGAAGGCAAACAACCCCGAGCUUUUCGAAAGCAAUAGGUAG